CAUUUUGGUGGUCAGAUGCCAGGGAUGCAGAUGCCAAUGGGACAGCUGGUGCCCGGGAUAGGUCCUCCCAUCCUCCUGGGUGGACACCCAGGGUACCCCGUCUAUUCUGACAGUUAUUCUUCCCCUAAUGAACCCAUGUGGACUUACUUCGCUGCUGUCGCUGGGCAGGCAUCGCUUACUGUUACUAGCUCGCUGCGUUGCUUUCCGCCUGUCUGUGACUGGCGUCUCGGGCUUGCCGCACAUCUCUGGGUCUCCGGUGUUCAGACUCUCACAGUGACGGAUCUGGUCGCGCUGUGCCUGACACGGCGGGCACUCCCAGCCAGGACACUCCUUUGCUCCUUCAGUUUGGAAACCUGCAGAAUUAUGAUUGCCAUGUUGGAUAGGGACUGCACAGGUAAAAUGGGAUUUAGUGAAUUCAAAGAACUGUGGGCAGUUCUGAGUGCUUGGCAGCUAAACUUCAUGACCAUUGAUCAAGACCGAAGUGGCACAGUGGAGCAUCAUGAAUUGAGUCAAGCCAUUGCAGCUAUGGGCUAUAGGUUAAGUCCUCAGACAUUAAGUGCUGUUGCUAAACGUUAUAGCAAGAAUGGCCGCAUCUUCUUUGAUGACUAUGUUGCUUCCUGUGUGCAGCUUCGAGCAUUGACAGAUUUCUUUAGGAGAAGAGACCACUUACAGCAAGGACUUGUGAAUUUCCUUUAUGACGAUUUUUUGCAGGGCACUAUGGCAAUUUGAAUGUCUAGAAUGUGAAAGCUAAGGAAAUACUGUGAAUUCUUCUGCAUGGGAGAACUGAACUGGAUUAUUAUGAAGGAAAACUCCGGGAUUUAUUCACAGUCCCACCUGUUAAAUCUCUUCUCUCGCUCUAUGUUUUCAUGUUAGCACACGGUCCAAGCAAU
This is a messenger RNA of Echinops telfairi (small Madagascar hedgehog), 890 nucleotides long. It is a transcript of the gene GCA, whose product is annotated as grancalcin. Gene Ontology annotation, molecular function: calcium ion binding. NCBI's taxonomy places the organism in Eukaryota, Metazoa, Chordata, Mammalia, Afrosoricida, Tenrecidae. The coding region runs from base 16 to 729 and encodes 237 amino acids. The record is from RefSeq and is a predicted model, not a curated record. The transcript has 7 exons.